CACCAGAAGAAAAAGAAAAGGAUCAUUUACACGCGUGAACCACUGAGAUGCCUUUCAUCGAAUCGGUGGGGGUUUCGGCCAAUAAACAAAUCCGUUGGUGGCUCCUGAGUCCUGCUUGCCUCCCUUCAGGAGUUCUGGUGCGCCAGCCAAUGCAUCAGCCUUGAGAAAGAAGUUGAUCACUGUUUGUCUCAUUUUUCUUGCCUUUUAUUCUUAUCCCUGUGGUUUCCACAAACCCCCAUUCAAGAUAGAAUCUUACAUGUCUCGCACCGAGUUCCCCCAAGGUUCUGCUUCCUUCUGCCCCAAGUUUGUUCAUGAAUGUGAUCCUAUGAACAAUACCGCAACUUGUCAAAAUGGGUGAUUUGUUCGCAUUACUUGUCGUCUCUAAGAUCGAUGGUCGAUUUCUUGUAAAUUUACUGGAGUGCCAGUUGUUUUCUUUGCUUAAGCUGAGGUUCUUUAUGUUGCUGCAUCACAUUGCGUUUUGAGUAAAUGCAAGAACUGUAAUAACAAUCGGAUACUAUAUUUCUUCGUCGACUCAAUAAAGACUCUGUAAAAUCUGGGAGGCAAAAGAGAUGGCUGCAGCAAGUAAAGCCAGAAAUAUGCUAGAAGGCCUGAUAAGAGAUGGAUCAUUUAAAUGGUUGCUUGGUAAGCGAAGUUCUUUUGAUCUAGAUUUUGAGGAGAUUGAAACGUCACCUUCUGCCGGGGGGGAUUGGAUACCAGAGCUCUCUUCUGUUGCCAACAUGGUUGUUCGUAGAUGUUCAAAAAUUCUUGGAAAAUCUUCAAGUGAGCUUCAGGAGUGCUUCAAUCAAGAGGCUUCUGAUGCUAUAAAGCAUCCAUCACAAUAUGCGCGGAACUUUCUUGAGUAUUGCUGUUUUCGGGCGCUUGCUGUAUCAACACAAGUGACUAAUUAUCUUUCUGAUAAAAAAUUUCGACGCUUGACAUAUGACAUGAUGCUAGGUUGGGAGACCCCGGCUGCUGCCAGCCAACCAUUGCUUAAUAAGGUUGAUGAGAAUGUAUCUGUUGGUUCGGAAGCUUUCUGUCGUAUAGCUCCUGCAGUUCCCAUCAUAGCCAAUAUCAUCACAAGGGAAAAUCUUUUUGCAGUGUUGAGUUCAGCAACUGGUGGCCGUCUUCAAUUCUCCACCUAUGACAAGUACCUAAAUGGUCUAGAAAGGGCAAUCAGAAAAAUGAAGAACAAUUCUGAGUCAUCUCUCCUUUCUGCUAUACGGUCAUCUAGAGAUGAGAAAAUUCUGGAGGUUGAUGGGACAGUCACCACACAACCAGUCCUUGAACAUGUUGGGAUAUCCACAUGGCCUGGUCGUUUGAUCCUGACAGACCAUGCCCUUUACUUUGAAGCUCACCGUGUUGUAUCAUAUGACAAGCCAAAAAGAUAUGAUUUAUCUGAUGAUCUCAAACAGGUUGUUAAACCUGAGUUGACUGGACCAUGGGGUACUAGACUUUUUGAUAAGGCAGUCUUCUAUAACUCAGAGUCCUUACCAGAGCCAGUUGUGAUAGAAUUUCCAGAGCUUAAAGGGCAUGCUCGUCGUGAUUAUUGGCUUGCUAUCAUACGGGAAAUCCUCUGUGUCCAUAAAUUUAUUAAAAAGUAUGACAUUAAAGGGAUUUCACGGGAUGAAGCACUUUGGAAGGCUGUCUUAGGAAUUUUGCGUCUACAAGCCAUUCUAGAUAUCGGUUCUCCAACUUCUGUACAACAUGAGACUCUUCUCAUGUUUAAUCUGUGUGACCAGCUUCCAGGUGGGGACUUGAUAUUAGAAACCAUUGCCAGCAUGUUAAACUCAAGGGAGUCAGGUGACAGCGAUCACUCUAAGGCUGAAAGUGGAAUGCAUUCUGUUUCAGCCUUGGAGAUGGUUUCUAACUUGGGAUUUGUAUUUGGAUCAAGUUCAAACAGCUCUAAUGAGAGCAGGCUUUCGGUGGGGGAGAUAUCAGUUGGAGAAAUGACUCCAUUGGAAAGAGCAGUUCAAGAGUCUAAGGACGACUAUAAAAAGGUGGUAUCUGCACGAGCAACUGUUGAUGGAGUUAAAGUUGAGGGCGUGGACACUAAUUUGGCUGUCAUGAAGGAGUUACUCUUUCCAAUAAAUGACCUUUGGAAAUCUCUUCACUCUCUGGCUUGUUGGAAUGAUCCAUGGAAGUCGCUGGGGUUUUGUUUGAUCUUUAGUUAUAUCAUCUACAGGGGAUGGAUUGGCUACGCAGUGGCGGUGGUGCUGCUAUUCAUUUCAGCUUUUCUGUUAAUUACUCGAUCUUUUAACCAAGGUAGACCUGUUGAUGAAGUUAAGGUAAUAGCGCCUCCACCAAUGAAUACAAUGGAGCAGCUUCUGGCUGUUCAGAAUGCUAUCACUCAAGCUGAACAGAUCAUACAGGAUGGUAACAUCAUUCUGCUCAAGUUGCGCGGCUUGUUACUGUCCAUUUUCCCUCAGGCCACCGAGAAAUUUGCCUUUGCUCUUGUGUCAGCAGCCUUGGUUCUGGCUGUCUUACCUGGCAAGUACAUAGUCCUACUAGUCUUUUUGGAAAUAUUCACGAGGAACUCACCACCCAGAAAAGCCAACACGGAGAGAUGCGCUAGGAGACUUCGGGAAUGGUGGUUUAGCAUACCUGCUGCUCCAGUUGUACUUGAAAAAGAUAAGGAGGAAAAGAAGAGAAAGUGAUGGUGUAAUCUGUUGUGAAAUUAUGUACGAUGUCUGUGUAGUGUGUUCUCUCUCUCUCUUUUGGUAAUAGUGUGUAGUGUGUUCUGUCAUUCAUAUGUUGAAAAAUGAACUCUUUUAACACCAACAUUAUAAAGGAUUUGUACAUUAUAUAAAUCAAGUAAAUUUCUUUUAAAAAUGCCCGGAGUGCUUGUGGGAGGCAUUU
Messenger RNA from Neltuma alba, 2856 nucleotides. RefSeq lists its product as uncharacterized. The record is from RefSeq and is a predicted model, not a curated record. The transcript is spliced from 10 exons. Bases 570 to 2654 code for a protein of 694 amino acids. Lineage: Eukaryota; Viridiplantae; Streptophyta; Magnoliopsida; Fabales; Fabaceae.